CAUCCGUUUCAGCCACGAGGAGGAACCCUAAUCCCAUCAGUUACCCAAUUCCAUUUCCCCGUCCACAACAAAUUGUCAUUUCCCACCUGUUCUUACACCACUACCAUACCACAUAUCAACCAUCCUUCCCCAACUAGAAAUUCCCCAGGCACCUACUCCUCGUUCCAAUCCACGAAAGGCACCUCCUUUUUAUUUCUUUGGUUGGAUUUCUUGCUUCUUCUUCUCUUCCUUCCUCUCCACAAACCAGUAAUCUCUGGAAAAUUAUUUGCAGCUCAUUCGGUGCCUUUUUAGGUCAAUUUUGAGGGAAGGGUGCUGUGUGGUUCCUUGCUGCCGGCGGUUUCUUGCUGCCAGUGCUUUCUUGGGUUGGAUUCUGGUACCUCGGUGAUUCUUGCGUUGCGGCGGUCAAGGCGAGGAAUUGGGCGGGACUCCAGCUCAAAUCGGUGCCUUGUUGGGUUAAAUCGAAAGAUUCCUUUAUGGGCGACGCCAUGGGGGUCAGCGCUCUCAAGGCACCAUAACUAAGAUCUGAGGUUUGGUGCUGUCAGCUGGUGUGAGUCUGAUUGCUGUGUCCAUAAACAGAUUCUUCGGAGCUGAUUUUUGGUGAGGGGGUGAGGAGGAAGGAGGAUGUCUUUCAGGAGCCUGAUUCAGGAGAUGAGGGACGAGUUCGGGAGCAUCUCGCGGCACAGCCUGCGGUCCCGGUCUCACCGGUCUGGGAACGCGCCGCGGGAAGCGGCCGUGGGGUCAUCCGAGGAGGCGCUGCAGCAGAGCUGCUGGGCGCGGCUGCCCCCCGAGCUCCUGCGGGAGGUGCUGGUCAAGAUCGAGGCGUCCGAGAGCUGGUGGCCGGCCCGCAGGGACGUUGUGGCGUGCGCGGGCGUCUGCCGGACCUGGAGGGGCAUCAUGAAGGAGAUCGUGCGCGUCCCGGAGUCUUCGGGGAAGCUCACGUUCCCCAUCUCACUCAAGCAGCCUGGCCCAAGGGAUGGCACUCUUAAAUGUUUCAUCAAGAGGGACCGGACUACUCAGACGUACUAUCUGUAUCUUGGACUCACGGAAGCACUUGUUGAUGAUGGAAAGUUCCUACUUGCCGCACGCAAAUGCCGAAAGCCCACAUGCACGGACUACCUAAUUUCUCUUGAUAGGGAUGAUAUCUCAAAGGGAAGCAGCACCUAUAUUGGCAAGCUAAGAUCAAACUUUCUCGGAACAAAGUUUACUGUCUAUGAUGCUCAUCCCCCAUAUGAUGGAGCGGUGGUUUCUAAGAGUUGGUCUGCACGUGCGAUUUGUUCAAACCAGGUCUCUCCUAGAAUUCCUGCUGGGAAUUAUCCAGUCUCACAUAUUUCUUACGAGCUGAAUGUUCUGGGCUCCAGAGGUCCAAGAAGGAUGAACUGUGUUAUGGAUUCCAUCCCCGCAUCAGCUGUUGAGGAAGGAGGGAAAGCUCCAACACAGACUGAAUUUCCUCUUAGCAGCCUUGACUCUUUCCCAUCAAUUCCAUUCUUCAGAUCUAAAUCUGCUUGGAUAGACAGUUCAACUUCACAAUCAUCCACUGAGAAGGAGGAGAGGCUGGUGUUGAAGAACAAGUCUCCUAGGUGGCACGAGCAACUUCAGUGUUGGUGCCUCAAUUUCCGAGGGCGGGUCACAGUUGCCUCGGUGAAAAAUUUUCAGUUGGUGGCUUCAGAUGAUAAUGGACCAGGGAACCAGGAGCAAGACAAAGUGAUUCUCCAGUUUGGAAAGAUUGGAAAGGACUUGUUCACCAUGGACUACCGUUAUCCAAUAUCGACAUUUCAAUCAUUUGCAAUUUGUCUGAGCAGUUUCGAUACCAAAAUAGCCUGUGAAUAAGACAAGGCGCUGGACAACGAUGGCAGAUGGAAGAUGAAAGCAAUACUAGUGCAUGAUUCAUGCUUGAUGUCGAAGCAGGAGUAUUGGGUAAACCAUGUCGCCUGAAGAAGUCGUCCAAAUUAUAAUGAUAUUGCUGUGUACAUUGCUAUAUCUAGUUUAUUUUUCCUAUUAAUGAAUACUAUAUAUACAUUAUUUGCCCGCGCCAACAAGUCAAAGUCUAGAGUUUUUUUUUUCCUUUUUUAUUUCCCUGGAAAACGGCUGGCUUGUGCUUGCGUUGUGUGGCCAUUGGCCAGGGCUGUCGUCAGACUUGAUGAGUUUGUGAGAAUAGGAAGCUUCGAGUUGAUAUAUAGCUGUAACAAUAAUGUACUAGUACAAGUUCUGAGUUUAAUGUUUGGUUGGUGUUUCA
This is a messenger RNA of Phragmites australis (common reed), 2233 nucleotides long. Its product is annotated as tubby-like F-box protein 6. Gene Ontology annotation, molecular function: protein binding. Lineage: Eukaryota; Viridiplantae; Streptophyta; Magnoliopsida; Poales; Poaceae. The record is from RefSeq and is a predicted model, not a curated record. The coding region runs from base 622 to 1827 and encodes 401 amino acids. The transcript is spliced from 7 exons.